Messenger RNA from Nestor notabilis (Kea), 908 nucleotides. It is a transcript of the gene NUBP2, whose product is annotated as nucleotide binding protein 2. The annotation marks the transcript as partial. NCBI's taxonomy places the organism in Eukaryota, Metazoa, Chordata, Aves, Psittaciformes, Psittacidae. The record is from RefSeq and is a predicted model, not a curated record. Gene Ontology annotation, molecular function: ATP binding; 4 iron, 4 sulfur cluster binding; ATP-dependent FeS chaperone activity. Gene Ontology annotation, biological process: iron-sulfur cluster assembly. The transcript has 6 exons. Gene Ontology annotation, cellular component: cytosol.
AGACAACCAACCUGGCAGGGGUGCGUCACAUCCUGCUGGUGCUCUCCGGGAAGGGCGGCGUUGGGAAGAGCACCAUCUCCACCCAGCUGGCUCUGGCGCUGCGGCAUUCCGGGAGGAGGGUGGGGAUCCUGGACGUGGACCUGUGUGGCCCCAGCAUACCCCGCAUGCUCCGGGUGCAGGACAGUGAUGUGCACCAGUGCGACAGUGGCUGGGUCCCGGUCUAUGUGGACCAGGACAAGAGCAUCUCACUCAUGUCCAUUGGCUUCCUGCUGGAGAAGCCGGAUGAUGCCGUGGUGUGGAGAGGACCCAAGAAGAAUGCUUUGAUCAAACAAUUUGUUGCUGACGUGGCCUGGGGGGACCUGGACUUCCUCAUCGUGGACACGCCGCCGGGCACGUCUGAUGAGCACAUCUCCACAGUGGAGGCCCUGCGGCCUCACAAGCUGCUCGGAGCAGUCCUGGUCACAACGCCCCAGGCUGUGUCUGUGGGAGAUGUGAGGCGGGAGCUGACGUUCUGCAAGAAGACAGGCUUAAGAGUUCUUGGUAUUGUGGAGAACAUGAGCGGCUUCGUGUGCCCACACUGCUCGGAGUGCACAAACAUCUUUUCCAAAGGAGGAGGUGAGGAGCUGGCCAAGCACGCUGGGGUUCCCUUCCUGGGCUGUGUUCCUCUGGACCCCCAACUCAGCCAGAGCUUGGAAGAAGGCAGAGACUUCAUCCAAGACUUUCCCAAGAGCCCUGCCUUCCCUGCCUUGGCUCACAUUGCUCAGCAGAUCUUGGAUGGUACGUCACAGAAGAGCCCCUGAGGACAGUGUGGGGCUGGACUCGCUGGCUGAGCCCCUGGCAGCACCACCAGCAGCCCAUGGUGGUGGGACAGAGGCUGUGGAAGCUGUUUAUCUAUGAAGUGUCCCAGU